AUGGGUUACUACGACGACGAAGGCCAGUACCACAGCUUCCGCCGUGGCGUGGAGCGCGCUGCCGACCGCAUCCUCCACCCGUUCUCCCACCAUCACCAUGAUGGCGGCCGCGAGGAGGUGGUUGUGACCGAGUCGAGAGAGUCCGCUGGCCCAACGCGCGUCCGUGAUGGCGCUGUCGAGCAAGUUCGCUUCGUCGAGCCACGCUUCGGUGGCCGCGGGGUGCCCAUCCAGUGCCACUUUAUCCGCAUCGGCGACAUCCUCCUGCUCCAGGGUCGUCCGUCGCAGGUCAUCCGCAUCACCAUGUCUUCUCAGACGGGACAAUACCGCUACCUCGGUGUCGACCUGUUCACGCGCCAGCUGCACGAGGAGACCUCUUUCAUCAGCAACCCUGCCCCGUCAGUGGUCGUCCAGACCAUGCUCGGCCCUGUCUUCAAGCAGUACCGCGUCUUGGACAUCCGUGAGGACGGCCAGAUUGUCUGCAUGACCGAGACUGGCGAUGUCAAGCAGGGUCUGCCUGUCGUUGACCAGGGUGGCCUGUUCAAGCGCAUUGACCGAGCAUUCAGUGACGGCCGAGGCAGUGUCCGUGUCUUGGUCAUCAACGACGGCGGUCGCGAGUUGAUUGUCGACAUGAAGAUCAUCCACGGCUCAAGGUUGUAG
This is a messenger RNA of Cladophialophora yegresii CBS 114405, 657 nucleotides long. Its product is annotated as woronin body major protein. The transcript has a single exon. Lineage: Eukaryota; Fungi; Ascomycota; Eurotiomycetes; Chaetothyriales; Herpotrichiellaceae. Gene Ontology annotation, molecular function: RNA binding; ribosome binding; translation elongation factor activity. Gene Ontology annotation, biological process: positive regulation of translational elongation; positive regulation of translational termination. The record is from RefSeq and is a predicted model, not a curated record. The coding region runs from base 1 to 657 and encodes 218 amino acids.